Molecule: messenger RNA, 1724 nt
Organism: Pyrus x bretschneideri (Chinese white pear)
Lineage: Eukaryota; Viridiplantae; Streptophyta; Magnoliopsida; Rosales; Rosaceae
Product: tetracycline resistance protein, class A
Exons: 14
Coding region: 16-1344 (442 amino acids)
Biological process (GO): transmembrane transport
Molecular function (GO): transmembrane transporter activity
Source: RefSeq, a predicted model, not a curated record
GAGAGAGAGAGAGAGAUGGAGGGCAUUCGAGGAUUGUGGCAUCUGUUUGUGACCGUGUUUUUUCAUGGGUUUGCAAGCUUCGUGGUGGUUCCAGCCAUAACUGAUAUCACCAUGCUGGCUCUUUGCCCUGGUCGAGAUGAGUGCUCCCUUGCCAUUUACCUCUCUGGUUUUCAACAAGCGAUCAUAGGAGUGGGAACGGUGGUGAUGACUCCAGUAAUUGGGAAUCUGUCGGAUGUGUACGGGAGGAAGUCGCUUCUCACGAUCCCAAUGACAUUAUCCAUUAUUCCACUAGUGAUAAUGGCGUGUAGCAGGGAGACAAGCUUCUUUUAUGCCUACUAUGUGCUGAGGACAGUUACCGCCUUGGUAGGCGAAACCAGCAUCAACUGCCUCGCUCUUGCUUAUGUGGCCGACAAUGUUUCAGAGAGAGAACGAAUAUCUGCAUUUGCAAUUCUUGCUGGUAUUACUUCAGCAGCAAUUGUAUGUGGAACCUUAGCAGCUCGUUUCCUCACCACCGCGUCAAUAUUUCAGGUUGCUGCCUUUGCAUCAAUACUGUCAACUGUCUACAUGAGAAUUUUUCUCAAGGAGAGCUUGCCGGGCGGCGAUAGUUCUUUGAGGCAGCCUAUCUUGAAAGGAGGAGUAUCAGAAGUUGCUGAUGAAGGUGAUGUCCACUCACCGAAGACGAUACAAGUAUUUAAGAAAAUUCCAUCUCCAGGAGAGUUGAUUUCCCUACUGAGGAGUAGUAAGAUUCUGUCACAAGCAACAGUUGUUUCCUUCUUUCAGAGCCUGGCAGACGGUGGCAUGCAAGCUUCAUUAUUGUAUUUCUUAAAGGCUCGUUUCCACUUCAACAAGAAUCAGUUUGCUGAUCUAAUGCUGAUUUUUUCGAUAUCAGGGGCCACAUCACAGUUGCUUUUCAUGCCUAUGUUUGCAACUGCUAUAGGAGAGGAAAAGCUGCUUACAAUUGGGCUCAUAAUGGGCAGUAUGAGUAUGUUUCUUAACAGCAUUUCAUGGGCAGUUUGGGUUCCUUAUGCUGCGACUCUGUUUAAUGUUUUCGGAUAUUUAGUGCAGCCAAGCAUACGCAGCAUUGCAUCAAAACAAGUUGGACCCCAUGAUCAGGGAAGGGCUCAAGGAUGCAUUUUAGGCAUAAGCUCCUUUGCCAACAUUGUUUCUCCAUUACUUUUUAGUCCUCUAACAGCUUUAUUCCUGUCUGAAGAAGCUCCAUUUAAUUUCCCUGGCUUCAGUAUUAUGUGCAUUGGCCUGGCACCGCUGAUUGGCUUCGUUCAGAGCCUAAUGAUAAAGGCUUCUCCUAAACAAACCAUCACCAACGUCUGCGUGGAAUCUCCCUAGUAAGAAUUCAAAUUAUACAUAUUUCUUACUUACACCAAUACCUUUUCUCAACAGAGAGAGAGGAAAAAAAAAAAAAAAGUUUUAUCUUAAAAAAAGUUUUAUCUUAUGGAGCCCUUUAAUUCAUACAAGAAACCUAAGAACAAGAUAAAGCUCAUGCCUACCAAAAUCUCAAAGAUAAUGGGCGGCCGGAACCCGCAGCGCCGGCCUUGACAGAACGGUGUGGCAUUUUCACGGUAAAUGAGAUGACGCAGACAUAUAUGGUUAAAUUCAGUAAAAAACAGUUUGUAACCUGGUGUUCUUGUAUACUUCUUUCUUUAGUGUUUUUGUAAUUAUAAUGUUACAAAAAUUAUUAUAUAUAAGUUGGGAUUUUAUCAGAUAAA